CUCUUGUCUACAUAAAGAUGUUCAGGGCGACUUACGAUGAGGGAUAGAGCUUCAUAUCACUCACAAGGAUUUAAUACUGGGAUGUGAUGUAUCGAUUAAAUUAGCAGCUCCUGCUACAAUGUAAGAGUCAUAUAAGGAGACGGUUACUGAUGACUCGUAGCGACAAUGUCCCAAACAUGGUCCAUCCUCACUGCCGUUACAUUGCUGGCGGUGCAGCUUUGCAUAGGGGAGAAAUCCUGCUCCAUCUGGUCCAGUGCUGGACCUUUGGUGCAGCGAGACUCCAGUUUUAGGGUUUACUGCACCUUUAACUGCAAGUGCAAGGGAUCCAUGUUCAGUGACCACCCACCCACACUACAGAACCACAAAGAACUAAAUUCUACAACCAUAUAUUUUAAUGUGGUGAACAUAACAAAGAACAGAACCUACAGCUGUAACUGUGACUGUACCCUGAGACAGUGUAACUGUCCUGCACCGGACCCCUGUGGACUGGAUAUCAAAGCUGGAUACCCACCAGAUCGCCCUAAAAACAUUUCAUGCAACUACAGGGUCAUAAAUGAUAAAAGUGGAGUUAUGUUCUGCACUUGGAACAGAGGACGGGAUACUUAUCUCAGAGACAGCUCAGUGCUGAGGGUGAGAACUGUACCAAGAAAUCACACUGAUGGACCAGAUGUGCACAAUGUCUCCAGCAAGGGAACUGAUGUAUCGUCAGUUAAUUUCACUGUGUCCAGAUCUGUCCAGCUCAUCUCUGUGUGGGUCCAAGCUGAAAAUUCACUGGGCUCUGCAGUGUCCUCCACCAUCAACUACACUCUCAGAGACAUUGCGAUGCCAUCGACUCCUGUUCUUGGCCAACCCCAGUGCUCUUCCCGGGAGUGCAUCAUCGAAGUGAAGCAGUCUGUGAUCACUCAACAACUGGAGAUCCAGUACAAAUCAGCAGAGCAGACAUGGACAUCUUAUCCAGACCAAGGUGUGCAGACCAGUACAGUUCAGAACCGGUCCAUCUCGUCUCUCGAGCCCUACAGGUUGUACUAUUUCAGAGCCCGAUCCAAAUUUAGCACCGGCUUGUGGAGUCAGUGGAGUGUAAACGUUUCCUGCUUGACUGAAGAGGAGGCUCCUGCAGAAGAGUUGGAUGUGUGGUACACUGAAUUUGCAUCUGCAUCUGACUUUAAAUCCCUGACAGUUUACUGGAAGGAAGCGAACAUUUCUGUCUCCAGAGGGAAGAUUAAAGACUACAUUGUCAGUGUUGACAGCCCAGAUUCUAGAUUGGCCUUUGUCACUAAUGUCAGUAGCAAUGACAGGAAUUAUACCAUCCCGAUCUGUGCUAACUGUGAAGUGACACUGAGGGCUCGUAACUCCAAAGGGCUGUCCCCUCCUGCUAGAAUUACAGCACGUCACACAAAAGCCAAGUCCUCACAGCAUGUGCAAGUAUCAGCAGUGAACCAUAGUGUCACCAUCUCCUGGAGAAAGCCUGAAACUGCACAACUACCCGCUGCAUAUGUGGUGGAGUGGUACCCAGAGGGCCUCAAGCUGGAGGAGCUCAGAUGGAUGAGACUGGGCAGAAAUGACAACCAUGCAGUCGUUACAGAUAUUAAGCCAUAUGAGUGCUACGAGGGAGCAGUGUAUGAUGUCUAUAAUGAGAGCUCAGUGACUCGGACCAUGUUUGCAGGUGUCACCAUCUUGGAGUCAGUCCCAGAAGCUGGUCCAAUUGCCCAAGAGAAGGUUGAGGGGCAGACAGUGAAAGUGAUAUGGAUGGAGCUUCCCAGGAGCCAGCGGAGGGGUUGUAUCACCAAGUACACCAUCUAUUUGGAGAGCGAAAGUGGACACCAGCAGCCUUACUCUGUGGCAGCAUCAGAGAGGAUGUACGUGAUCAAAGACCUGUCUCCAGCUGCCUACUGGCUGUGGAUGUCUGCCUCCACUGCUGUAGGAGAGGGCCCUAAAAGCAUAAAAAUCCAGCUCUUUAUCCAGGAAGAAACUCCACUGUGGCUCUUACUGGUGUGUGGCAUCACCUUCAUGAUUGUGGUGCUUUUGUUGUGCCUGUGCCAGUGUUCAGCAGUAAAGCAAAAGUUCUGGGUGUUUUUCCAGUGCCUCAUGCUCGAUGUUGUGCCAGAUCCUGCAAACAGCAAAUGGGCUAAAGAGUGUACACAGGAGAAGGGCAAGAUGAACCUCCAGCUACAGCUAAGUAACUCCAGUGUAACCAAGGAGGAAGGAGAGCCCAUCCUGGUGGAUGUGGAGGAGCUGCCCAAGCAGAACAAUGGCAUCUCCACAUCUAAAAACGUCUCCUCGCAGCUCCGUCCUCAGAUCGGCCUCAGCCCGGAGACAGAGACGGCCACACAGCUAUACCCUCUGAGCACGUACAUCAAGAGCUUCUCGCAUGACUCAGACAGCUCCGACCACACACAGACCUCUCUGGACACAAACACAACCGUUGACUAUAUCUCAUCACACGGGAUGGGAACUAUGGAGGAGGAGGAUCAGGAGGAGGAGGAGGAGGAGGAGGAGGAGGAGGAAGAAAUGCUGGGUUUCUUCCCUACUCAAAACGUCUUCAUAGAAACGUUGAACUUUGGAGGAAAGUUGACUCUGGAUGCCGUCAAAAUUGACUUCUGUAGUGACUUCUUUCAGGACAGUUAGUGUGAAACUGAAGCAGAACUCUUUGAUGAGAUCAGGUUUGAGUGAGAAGAACGUUUAGAGGAAGAACUAAUGAAAGAAAUGGAAGCUACUGGACACAACAAUGAUUUCAGUGUCUGUUUUUUUGGAUCACGCACCUAGCUGGGAUGUGCAUGAACUACCUCUUAGCUUAUUGAUCAGAACUGUAACAUAAACAGCUGUCUUGCAGUUGUCUGUGCUGUUAUGCAGGAAUCAUUUUUGACUCGAAUGUAGUUUUUCUUUCAUUUUAUGCAUUACCAUUGUUUUCUCUUCAGAAUGGCUUUAGACACACUAAUACCACAACCAAAAUGAACACGUCACAAGCUGCAUGAGUAUAUCAGAUAUCAACAUUUUAUGCCUGGUUGAAUUGAGGUAAUUGUAAAAAGGCCUCAAUCCUGAUGCUGACAGCACUGAUCGGCCCUUUUCACAGCACACAUUUUGACUUGCCUUGGUAGGAAAAGCGCAGGUGUUAUUAAAUUACAUUAACAAUGGCUCUGUGUCUCAUUAAGCCAUGACAGUGUGACAGUGUGCCACAAUGCACAAUACCGGGACAUGUCUAAUCGUUUUCUGACCCAGUUUAGAUGAAACAACACCCCUUUCCGUGUGACGAAAGCCUCCACCAAAGAUACAUCUAACUGCAGGUACUUUUCUACGUUGUUGUACUGUCCUGAGCACACACCAUGUCUACUCAUUUUGGAAGUCGCUUUUAUCCAAAAGUUACAAGUGAAGGACAUCAUGAAAGCUUCGGUGCAAUAUGAGACCUUGGUGUAAGUGCAAGUACUGCAUGCAUUCAACAAGUGCACCGAAAGUGCACACAACAUAAUGACUAACUUACCCGCUCGUGCUCUGGACGUCUGGCAGGCUUUAAAAAAUGUGCAUGAGAAGAAAGGAUUAAUGUUAGAUUAAUUUAUUACAUUUUAUUCGCUGGUAUAUUUUAACUGAAAGAUCACUUACCUCAGCUCUGUGUCACUGUGAUCGUCAGUAAUCUUUGAAAAGGCUUGACGAGGCUUGAGUCACAUGGAAGUGGGCGGUGUUUCAUCUGAACUGGGUUGGAAAAACCCUAAAACUGAUGCAGCUAAAUGGAAUUUAGCCAUGUUCAUUUUAUUAUUUACCACUGUGCUUUUCCUACUGGGACAUGUCAAAAUGUUUUCUAUGAAGACUCAAAACAUUUACAACCAGAGCUGUGCUUUUAAAUACAUCUAUGCUACCUCAAUCUUAUUUUAGCUACCUAAUCUAAUCGCAGCAUGACAGAUAAUGUGCUAAUGUUGUUGCUGAGACCAAAAUCACAAUCAAUCAAUUGCAAUACUGUGUGCAAAAUGUUAAAGCAUUUGAUAAAAGGAAAUAUUUGGAAUGAUUACAGCCAUGCUAGCAGCUGUGAGGCUGUAUGUAGGAACAGCAGUGCUUUGAGCUACGUACAUAUAAUGCUCACAAGUGCUUAUUUCCACUGAAAACAAAGAACAGCUUGUUUUGCAGGUAUUUGGUCAUCAGCCAAACUAUUGAACAAGUUGACAUUUUUAUCUAAUGAGAGUAAUAGACAAGAAGUUAAGGGAUCACGAGUUAUUACAAUUCAUUCUGAGUGGGACGUGAAAAUGUGCCCCAAAUUUCAUGGCAAUCAUUUUAAUAUUUAAGACAUUUCACUAAAAGCCAAAAAUGUCAACCUCAUGGUGGUGCCAGAGGAAAGAUUAGGAAAUCACCAAAGUCAAUAGGAUUCAUCCUCUGGGAGCCACGAAUGCCUAUACAAAAUUUCAGGGCCAUCGGAUCAGUAGUUGAGCUACCUCAGUCUGUCCGAAAAAGUUGACUGAUUGACCAACAUUAUCCUACCAAGUCAUGUCGCUAGCAUGGCUAACACUGAGAUGUUUGAAAUUGGUUGCGUAGUGUUUUUCUUUACAUCUUCAUCAAGAGGAAACUGGAUUAUCAUUUUACCUAAUAGAUUUGCAACCAAUCACUGUCUCUAUUUCCAAAUUAGUUUAACUCAGACUUUUGAUCAGUUACUUUCAUUGUUACCUUAUUGGGAGAAUCUGAUGUCAUUUUUAUUAAAUAAUAAAUGAUUUAA
Seriola dumerili (greater amberjack) is the source of this 4693-nucleotide messenger RNA. It is a transcript of the gene il12rb2, whose product is annotated as interleukin-12 receptor subunit beta-2-like. Bases 166 to 2625 code for a protein of 819 amino acids. The record is from RefSeq and is a predicted model, not a curated record. The transcript is spliced from 16 exons. Gene Ontology annotation, cellular component: external side of plasma membrane; membrane. Gene Ontology annotation, biological process: cytokine-mediated signaling pathway. Gene Ontology annotation, molecular function: cytokine receptor activity; protein binding. Lineage: Eukaryota; Metazoa; Chordata; Actinopteri; Carangiformes; Carangidae.